UCGAAAAAAUUUCCAAAAACAAAUCACAAAAUAUGUUUCGAUUUUUUCAAAAAAAUGGUUCCUAACUUUAGCGGCGUACGUUCCCUUUAAGUUUACGUUCCAGAAUUUCUUCCUUGUUCUGGAACGUUAUUAAAGUAUUGAGUUUAUGGUAUUUGCUUCAGCAUUUGACGGCUGGAAUAAAAUCGUUAAUUGUUUUCUGCCAGUGUUCUCUGUAGUCUACGGUGAUCUUCUGGCUGUUCUAAGUGUUCUUGCUGUUUCGUUUAGCUGACGUUUAACUGAAACGUUUUUUCUUGAUCUGUGAAAAUGUUUCAAGACAUUAUCGCACCAGUUGACCAGAACAAAUUUGACAUCGAGCUAGCUCUGGAGAAGCACAAAGGAGUUAAGCCAACCCCGUUUUCUGGUCUGGAUAAGUCACUUUCUCCUGUGUGCGAGUUUUUUGUGGAAAGCACAUGCCCGAAAGGAUCGUUUUGUCCGUAUCGCCAUGUUCGCGGUGACAAGACAGUCGUAUGUAAGCACUGGCUUCGCGGACUGUGCAAGAAGGGAGAUAGUUGCGAAUUCCUCCACGAGUUCGACAUGUCCAAAAUGCCAGAGUGUUAUUUUUUCUCCAAAUUCAAUUCCUGUAGUAAUAAGGAUUGUCCAUUUCUCCAUAUCAAUCCUCAAGAUAAAGUUAAAGACUGUGCUUGGUAUACCCGGGGAUUUUGUCGCCACGGUGAAAAAUGUAAGAAUCGUCAUAUAAAAAGGAAAUUGUGUCGCCUUUAUCUUUUCGGAUUUUGUCCCAAUGGGCCCAAUUGCAAAUCUGCUCAUCCUCGUUUUGAAAUCCCCUUGCUGGACGAUAAAGUGAUCCAGAGACGGCAGAGUAUAAUCUGCCGGAAUUGUGGUGAGCCAGGUCACAAAGCAGCAGCCUGUUCCAAACAACCCGGGAUGCCCCCGUCCAAACCACCGCACAUGCAAGGAGAAAACCGACCGCCACAACAUCUUUCCUCUGUUGUACGACCUGUUGCCAACUUUAUCGCUCCUCCUCGGUCGGACAGACCGGAGCACCGGGGUCCGCGAUCGAUUGAAGAUAUGACAUGUUACAAGUGCGGAAUGAAGGGGCACUUGGCUAACCGAUGUCCACAGAAUAUGGGCACUGGCGGACCUCGAUAUUGACCAUAUUAGCUAUGAAUAUAAAUUUGCCGAUGUUCUAGCGAAAGUUGUAAAUGUUCGCGACUAUAACGCCACACAUUUCUCUUUAAUCAGUUUUGCAGUUUUCUAAAACAUGUUGCUCUCGAAAGCGUUAAACGUACCUGGCUGUAUAAUUCCAGGAUAACGAUAAUUUAUAAAAAUCCGCCAGAGCUGUAAAUAAAGGAUUACGAAGCGAUGA
Molecule: messenger RNA, 1363 nt
Organism: Paramacrobiotus metropolitanus
Lineage: Eukaryota; Metazoa; Tardigrada; Eutardigrada; Parachela; Macrobiotidae
Product: cleavage and polyadenylation specificity factor subunit 4-like
Exons: 6
Coding region: 304-1149 (281 amino acids)
Molecular function (GO): RNA binding; zinc ion binding
Source: RefSeq, a predicted model, not a curated record